GUGUCACCGGCUCUGAACUUUUCGGGUUUAUAUUUGAACACAAAACAUAACGUUAAAUACGUUCAGCUGGAUGUUGUAAGUUAAUUGUACUGUCUGCUAGUUUAUUCCUUGACAUCGUUAAUAAAUGCAAUGAAGAUGCCACCUCCAAGGUCGCCCGAGAUGUAAAAGCCUCGUGGCGUUAAAAAAAAAACAAGUACAGUGUACCACCAAAGAUGAUCGUUCGGCCCUUGAAAAAUUGCUUGUUUCACUUGAAGCAACAAAAACGCGGGACUCGACGUUGGAUCGUUUCGGUCGCCAUACUUCAGGUUCUCACGGUUCUCGUAUUUUUUCAUUAUUCAACCAGCGUUUCGAGAAACUAUUUAUCUGAGCAAAAGUUGUCAGUUUAUAAUGGAGGAAUAGACACUUCCACUAAUCCGUCACCAUCAGUCUUUAACGAAAAUCUAAUAGUUUCGCUCGUAGAGGACGAGACCUUACAUUUUCAACCAGUAGGAAUUGCGCCAUAUUGUUACGUGGAAGGAACUGAUGUCGAAGCUACCGUGUCCACCAAUAGCUCCAAAUGCGUAUGCCGUACCAAUUAUUUUGGUCAUGAAUGCGGCAUUCCGGCAUCAGCUUGGCAUCGAACGAUUUCCAAAAAAUAUCAUAGAUGGCCAUUGAAACCGAGGAAAGUGCCAAGAAGAAUAAUCCACGGUCUCAACAUUAAUCAUGAAACGGAUUUCUUUCGUGUGCGGCUUGAAGAACUCAAGGAUGCUGUUGACGUGUACAUUGUCUGUGAAUCAAACUACACAGCCCACGGGGAUGCCAAACCCCUUUACUUGAUGGAAAAAUUGCGAUCCGGUUUUGUGGAAAAUUUUCAUUCUAAGAUCGUCCAUGUAUCACUUCAUAAAUUCCCACCAGAAGGCCGAAAAAAUGGUUGGUACAUCGAUAUGUAUCUGCGUACAUAUAUGGGCACCCAUGGUCUCAAUCGAAUUCGUGGGGUACGUUCUGAUGACUUAUUUGUUUUGCUGGAUGCGGACGAAAUUCCUACACGGGAGGUUCUUAUGUUUCUCAAACUAUAUGACGGAUAUCCGGAACCAGUUCGCCUUGCUAUGCGUUGGUCUGUUUUCGGCUUUUUCUGGAAGCAAAAGAAAGAAAAACAGACUGGAUUCAUACUCGACUGGCUACGCGAUGCUAUGAAAGAAGAUCCAGAGAAUGACAACGAAGAAUUGCUUCAAGUCACAGCGGUGAGCACGAUGAAUUUGGUCUGGAAAGUUUGCCGGAAUAACACAUUCCUCAUCCGUAAAGAUAUGACGAACUAUGCAGAUUUUCAAGAACGAUUAAGUCAAUAUCGGAUAGAAGGUAAUCGAGUAUCUCCGUGGACAGCUGGGACAAAGCAUCACUAUGCUGGCUAUCACUGCUCAUGGUGUUACAGUCCGGAAGGCAUCCGUACUAAACUGUUAUCAGCCCAUGCAGAUGACAAGCCACGAUGGGGCGACUACGCCGAGAAACUGGAUCUUCCGUACAUUUCUCGAUUGAUUCGUGAUGGUGAAUGGUUCGACGCAACUCAUCCAUUCCUGAUGGCUGACUGGGAGAAAGAAGACCAGUACGCCCCAAAAUUCAUGUUACAACACUACCGAGAGUUCCAUCAACUUUUGUAUCCUCCGGACAUGACAAACGUAUUGUAUUCAAGCUCACAUGACAGUGAUUCUCAAUAAUUAAUUCUUACAAAAGAA
Daphnia carinata is the source of this 1709-nucleotide messenger RNA. Its product is annotated as beta-1,4-mannosyl-glycoprotein 4-beta-N-acetylglucosaminyltransferase-like. The transcript is spliced from 6 exons. Gene Ontology annotation, biological process: protein N-linked glycosylation; N-acetylglucosamine metabolic process. Lineage: Eukaryota; Metazoa; Arthropoda; Branchiopoda; Diplostraca; Daphniidae. Gene Ontology annotation, cellular component: membrane. Bases 213 to 1691 code for a protein of 492 amino acids. Gene Ontology annotation, molecular function: beta-1,4-mannosylglycoprotein 4-beta-N-acetylglucosaminyltransferase activity. The record is from RefSeq and is a predicted model, not a curated record.